AUGGGGAUCUCCAACUCAGCCAUCAUUGUCAUCGUCCUUGUCGCAUGUCUCGCCGUAACUGCAUUGGGAGCAUCGCUCUUCAAACACUACAAUCCAGCCGAGGGAGAGAUGCCUUACAGUCCGGGUUACGAGCAGAAGCUGUACAUGGCCGAGGUACGAGCACGCGGCUUUGAGCAUUUGAGACAAGUGUCUUGGGCGGGAAGGGAUAUGGACCCUCGGUAUCCCCAUGCGGGGCCUGGCAACUAUCGCCCCCACACCUAUACCGAAGACACGAACACAAACACAACCACAAACACAACCACAAACACAACCCCGAAAGACACAGGAAGCUCAUAA
Messenger RNA from Penicillium bovifimosum, 336 nucleotides. RefSeq lists its product as uncharacterized. The record is from RefSeq and is a predicted model, not a curated record. Bases 1 to 336 code for a protein of 111 amino acids. The transcript is spliced from 2 exons. NCBI's taxonomy places the organism in Eukaryota, Fungi, Ascomycota, Eurotiomycetes, Eurotiales, Aspergillaceae.